Danio aesculapii is the source of this 7552-nucleotide messenger RNA. It is a transcript of the gene wnk4a, whose product is annotated as WNK lysine deficient protein kinase 4a. Gene Ontology annotation, cellular component: cytosol; cytoplasm. The transcript is spliced from 21 exons. Gene Ontology annotation, biological process: intracellular signal transduction; renal sodium ion absorption; negative regulation of sodium ion transport. The record is from RefSeq and is a predicted model, not a curated record. Gene Ontology annotation, molecular function: ATP binding; chloride channel inhibitor activity; potassium channel inhibitor activity. The coding region runs from base 101 to 4411 and encodes 1436 amino acids. NCBI's taxonomy places the organism in Eukaryota, Metazoa, Chordata, Actinopteri, Cypriniformes, Danionidae.
GAAACACACAGCAGGAGCCACGGACAUGUGCGGCUACGGCGCGGGAGCAAAUUUACUUCACGAAAUAAGUCAGAUUGAGAUGUUUUGAACCGUCUCCAUCAUGUCUCAUGCUGAAGUAGAGUUUGCACGCGCUUUCCCAGCUUUACCUGUUGAAUUAGAGGACGACUGUCUCUCCAGAGUGCCAAUGCUGCACACACACUCUUUAAACGCAAGGAGAAACUCAUACGUGCUCCAUAAACUGGACCCUCAGAUAUACAAUGAGACGCUCUCCAAAGCUUUAUCGUGGUCCGCAGAAAACAUACUGUUAUCUGCAGACGCUAAAACGGACCCUUCGCCUCCAAUGUCUCCAUCUCCAGUGUCCAGCCCGGAGUCUGUUACACCUAAUGCAGAUUCAGCAGCUCCUGAGGAUUGGAGAAGCCCUGUCCAGCAGCCUCGGUCUCCUCAGGAUGCCAGUUCAGAUUCGGAUAAUGAGGGACCGAAGGGGGAGGAUGUGGUGCGACGGCGGCAGUUUUUAAGCAGGCUGGAGCAGGACGAGAAAGAGGACAUUGAGACCAAAGCCGUGGCUACUUCACCGGAUGGACGAUAUCUGAAGUUUAACAUUGAAAUCGGGAGGGGGUCUUUUAAGACGGUCUAUAAGGGACUGGACACCGAGACCACGGUGGAGGUGGCGUGGUGCGAGUUACAGACUCGCAAACUGAGCAAAGUGGAGCGUCAGCGCUUCAGCGAAGAGGUCGAGAUGCUCAAGGGUCUCCAGCAUCCAAACAUUGUGCGCUUUUACGACUCCUGGAAGUCCAACGUCAAAGGCCACAAGUGCAUCCUGCUGGUCACUGAGCUCAUGACUUCUGGCACUCUCAAAACGUAUCUGAAGCGUUUUAAGGAGAUGAAGCUGAAGCUCCUGCAGCGGUGGAGCCGGCAGAUCCUCAAGGGGCUUCACUUCCUGCACACACGCACUCCUCCUAUCAUCCACCGGGAUUUGAAGUGCGACAACAUCUUCAUCACGGGGCCCACAGGAAGUGUGAAGAUCGGGGACCUGGGACUGGCCACUCUCAAGAGGGCCAGCUUCGCUAAAAGCGUCAUAGGAACCCCAGAGUUCAUGGCUCCUGAAAUGUAUGAGGAGAAAUACGACGAGGCGGUGGACGUUUAUGCAUUUGGCAUGUGUAUCUUGGAGAUGACCACAUCCGAAUACCCAUAUUCAGAGUGCCAAAACGCUGCCCAGAUUUACCGCAAAGUUACCAGUGGUAUAAAGCCGGACAGUUUCUACAAAGUGAAAGUUCCUGAGUUAAAGGAAAUCAUCGAAGGCUGCAUCCGUAUGAACAAAGAUGAAAGGUACACCAUCCAGGACCUGUUGGAGCACACCUUCUUCCAGGAGCACAACGGUGUCCAUGUUGAACUGGCCGAAGAGGACGACAUGAUCAAGUCCGGCCUGAAGCUCUGGCUCCGCAUGGACGACACCAAAAAACUCCACGGAAAGUACAAAGACAACAACGCCAUCGAGUUCCUGUUCGAGCUCUACAAAGACGUGCCGGAGGAGGUGGCGCAGGAGAUGGUUGUUUUGGGCUUUGUUUGUGAGGCAGACUACAAGCUGGUGGCCAAGGCUAUGCGAGACCGCGUGACGGCCAUCAAACGCCAGCGGGAAAAACGUCGUCGACUAGCAGAAGAGCAGCAGAAGAAAAAGGAGGGAAUCAUUGAGGAAGAGCCUGAACUGCUGUCUCCCAGAGCCACCAUUCAGAUGUCUGAGACCCCUACUCCAUCUCCGGUGCAGAUCCCAUCCACUCCUGUUUUUCCAGAGCCCAUCUGCUCUCCCGCUACAGGAUCAUCAGAUUUUGGGAUUAACGGGGGCUUCCCACCCGAACCAGAGGAACCAGAGGCCGAUCAGCACUUUCAAAUCCGACAAACGAGCUGCUCCUCAGCGACCUCUGACUGUGAGACUGAUGGAUAUCUCAGUCCCUCUGGAUCACAGGAUUGUACUGAGGCUUCAACAGGCAACGUUAGCUAUUCUCCAACCCGCCUCUCUCAGCAGACCACACCCACUGAUGCCCCGCCCAUUAUCAGCCCACCAAUCCCAGCUCUUCGUUUCCCUUCAAGUAUUGCUGUGUCUGCUAAAACCGAAAGAGGACCACUCAGCCCUUUCUCCUCACCUGUGGACAGUUAUGCUUCAGAUGUGACGUCAGGCUUGAGCGAUGGCUACGAGGGACAGUCGGAGCGAGGCAGUAAAGCUGCUGCCAGACGCACAGCAGGGAAGCUGUUUAGAAGGAGAACACGGUCCCGCCUGCGCAUUACAGGGUUGUCUGAUAAAGUGGACCGGGUGGUGGAAUGUCAGCUACAGACUCAUAAUGAUAAAAUGGUCACCUUCAAAUUUGACCUGGAUGGUGACAACCCUGAAGACAUUGCUGCGGUAAUGGUGCAUAAUGAGUUCAUCCUGCCGUCGGAGAAGGAGGGUUUCAUCUACCGCAUCGCUGACAUUAUAAAGCGAGCAGAGUCGAUGAUGAAGAAGGACUCGUUGGGUCAUCAUGAAAACCAUGGGGUCUCCCGUCCCUCGUAUAUAAACAACGUCAACUCACUGUCCGCUUCUCAGCCAAACCUGCACAGUCUGGCACGAGCUCAUUCCUCUUCCUCUCUACCAGCGGAGUUGGGUCUGGGCUCCGGGGCCAGGGCUUCUCCUCUGGGAGCCGCUGGAGACAUUACCUCAUCCACACGUCCACUCUUACGCUCGCAGUCUUUCCAUAACGCUCCAGGGUCUCCUCACCCUCAUCACAUCCCACCAUCCUCAGUCUACCCUCCUGAUCCCAGAAUGCCUCACUCUAAUCUACCUCACAUGCAGCAAUACAUUCCCUCUUAUAUUCCCGCCGGCACACACUUCCCGUUCCCCUACCCUCCUCACCCGGCCUCUCCAAAACCAGCACACACUCCCCUAUCCCGUGUCCACAGCAGUCCCGCAUACACCCUGUCCUCCACGCCUGCGUCCCCCAGUCCGCUGAGCUCUGAUAUUCCACCAGACGUCAACAUGAUGUCUCCGGCUCCAGCCAUGUGGCCUCCGCACACACAGCCUCUGUUUUCUCUGGCUAAUGUCUUGUCUAUGGCGAUGAGCAUGGCGCAUUCCUUCAUGCCCGCGCAGAACCUCGUGCAAACCAUGCCGGGUUUCCAGGCGGGUUAUCCUGCCAUGUUUGCACCCCAGUAUUCACCAUCUCAAGAGUAUUACCAGACUAUGGACACCCAGUUUCGAGAUUCUCCAAUGUCGCCUCCGAACAGAGCAUCUUCAGCUCCUGCCACCGGUGUCUCCAUAUCAGUCCAGCAGGAAGCGUCGGGUCAGGAAGGAGCGAUGUUUGCCAAGGAAACCUGUAAGGAAAAUCCGCAGGACUACAGAUCUGCUUCCUCCAGACUCCUACUGGAGCAUCGGAGCAGUCCUGGAUCUUCAUCGGGGCGCUCGUCUUCACCACGAGCGAGUCCUGACAGCAGGGUGUCGUCAUCUAGUCCUCGAUCAUUGUCCCCGCUGGCAGCACUCGAGACUACCCGAGCCUCGCAGAGCCGAGAAAACUCUUUACCAUCUGGGAGCCAAUGCAGAGAGGCUUUUCCAGAGCCAAAAUCCACUGUGACUGUGGGCCGUUUUCAAGUGACCCCCAGUAAAGAGAUUCCCGCUUCAUCCAGAUGUGCCGAAAGCGAAAAAACACCCGGCCCAACUCCAUCUGUCCUCCAUUCAGAUAAUCCCAUCAGACCCCUGGAUCAGCCUUUUUUAACUCAAAAUCCCCCUCAGUGUGAUUUAUCGAUUUCUGCUGAGCCGCCCGAGGCCCGGAGCAAUCAGGGAAACCAGGACAGACAGGAGGUUAAUGAUGACGAUGAUUAUGACGAAGAUGAAGAUAAGAAGCAGAGGAGGAAGAAGAAGGGACGGAGAGUGGACUGCGGCCCGGGUCUGAUGGGGACGUCGGUGGACAGUGGUUUUUCAGUGUGGGAUGGAAACGCAGGCAGCCCCCCGUAUGCCACGCCCCUGCACAACCUGUGGAUGAGCUACACCAGAAGCUCCUCCUACAUGAGCAGCGACGAAUCAGAGAGCGAGGAUGAGGAGAUGUGGGAGGAGCUACAGGAGCUCAGGGAGAAGCACCUGGGUGAGGUUCAGUCUCUGCAGGCGGUGCAGAAGCGAGAGAUUGAGGAGCUGUAUGCGAAGAUGGGCAAGAUUCCUCCUCCAUGUAUCGUGUCUCCGGCAGCGAUGCUCUCCAGCCGCCAGCGCCGACUGUCUAAAGGAGGAAACUUCCCAUCAUCCCGCAGGAACAGCCUCCAGAGGCUCGACAUCCUCCCUUUAACAGGCAUCAUGAGGAAGAACUCUCUGAGCGGCGACAGCAGCAGCAGCAGCAGUUCACAGGACGGCUCACGACACACUAAAGGAGUCACUUUCGCUGCUGAUUUCACCAGAAUGUAAUCAGUAUCUUCAGCCUGAUUCAGUGACGGGACGCCACACACCUGACUACCUCAUACAUCUGUGACUGCUUUCACCACGGCCAAUCCAGUCACGUAUACUGACAGACUGGAUUAUUGUCAAACACAAUGUACAGUUUCCUCAUGCUCUUCCGCACACUUGAUUCUGUGAACAGCCAAUGCUUUUUUGAUGCUGUGACGUUUUCUCUGAAGACCCAUUCAGGACUAUCUCUCUUUUUUGCACUUUCUAAAAACAACGCCUGGACCUGCUGAACGGGCAGACAUCUGAAUCAACAGUCCGUCACUGGACAUCAGACGUCCUGCUGUUUCUGUUCUACUGCCUGUGUAGAAACACCAAAUCAUCACGCAAUACUCAAACCGCCAGCAGAUCCUGAUCUACUUCUGCUAUUACCGGCUCAACCGGGUCUCUUUUACAUGGGGGCUGUCAUGAAUUUAUUAAAUCGGAAAUAAAUAAAUCAAUUCAAAAUGCUUAUGCUUGUAGGUUUCUUCCAGUUCUGACUUUUCAGCCAGAAAUGAAAGAAUCCUGCAAGAUGCUAAUGCAGAGUCAGGCUAUGUUGUGAAGGUCUGAGUUGCAAAAAAUAAAUCAUUGUGAGAGUCAAAAUUGCACCAAAAAAAUUAUAAUUAAUUUAAAUAAAAAUUAAGUCACAAUUCUGUGGAUUUUUUUAAAUAUUUAAAUUAUAAUGUAAUUGAAGAACAUGCAGAAUUACUGAAAUAAAACUACAUUACCUGAUAAUGUAACAAAUAAUAACUUGACUUCAAAUACUGCACAAAUACACAAAUACUGCAGAAAUACAGUAUUUCUGUAUACUGCAGAUGACCUAUUGGAACCCGCGUGGACCAAGAUUCUCACUGAAAUUAGUCAAGUUUGGUGAAGGAAAAAUCAUGGUUUGGGGUUACAUUCAGUAUGGGGGCGUGCGAGAGAUCUGCAGAGUGGAUGGCAACAUCAACAGCCUGAGGUAUCAAGACAUUUGUGCUGCCCAUUACAUUACAAACCACAGGAGAGGGCAAAUUCUUCAGCAGGAUAGCGCUCCUUCUCAUACUUCAGCCUCCACAUCAAAGUUCCUGAAAGCAAAGAAGGUCAAGGUGCUCCAGGAUUGGCCAGCCCAGUCACCUGACAUGAACAUUAUUGAGCAUGUCUGGGGUAAGAUGAUGGAGGAGGCAUUGAAGAUGAAUCUAAAGUAUCUUGAUGAACUCUGGGAGUCCUGCAGGAAGGCUUUCUUUGCCAUUCCAGAUGACUUUAUUAAUCAGUGAUUUGAGUCAUUGCAGAGAUGUAUGGAUGCAGUCCUCCAAGCUCAUGAUGGAGUCAGACACAAUAUUAACUCUGUCCACUGCACCGUGACUUUAUAUUCUAUACUGGACAUUAUUUCUGUUAGUGACAAGACUUUAGUCUAAGCAAAGUCCGACAUUACUGUCCAUAUUUUAAAUAAUUCAAAAUCAAGGCAUGAUCAUAUUUUAUUUUGAUAAAAUAAGUGUAAUCUAGAGGCCUUUACCUUUCAUAUAAGCCACUUCUGAUACCAAAUGAUCAACUAGAAGUCAAGAUAUUAUUUGUUGCUCCUAAAACUUGGAUAGGCGACAAGACUUCUGUCAGGUAGUGUAAUAAUUCUAAGAAAAAUGUGAGAUAAAAGAUGCAGAAUUAUAAAUCUCAAAAGCCAGAAUCACAACAGAGCUUAGAAACUCAUAAUUUUGAGAAUUAACAAUGCAAUUUGUGACGUUUAAUAACUCAAAAUUAUAAGGAUUUAAAAAUACCUAUUCAAGUUUUAUUUUUUAAUCCCAUAACUGAAAUGUACUUCAGUCCUUUUAUAAUAAUAGUUCAAAUGUGAAUAAAAAUAAAUAAAUAAAUUUAGUGAGGGCGGAUGUGUUAAAUAUAUACUAUUUUUGCAUUGAUUAUGAGAUUUUUGUCUGUUGAGAUGCAAAACUUCUUAUCCUGGAAGUUUCUUUAUGUACAUUUACAUAUAUAUUUUUAUGUCUUUCAUUGGUCUACGACAGAUUUUAAUGUAUUAAUUGCACCAAAAAUCAACGCAAACAUCAGCCAUAAAGUUGAAGACAAUUGUAAAUGAUAUGCACGCUGCACUUUGGCAUAAGGACCGACGUCCUGAACAAUAGUCAUUAAUAAACCAUUGACUGCUGAUGUUUACAAAGGGCAGUCAGUAAAAGUGCAUUCAUUAGCUUUAUUGUAUUAUAACACAGACUUUUCCACAUUCAUGCUUUGUGUAGUCGUAGCUCUGAAACGUUGUGUGGUGAAAUCACUGUUUAUUUUCUGAAUUAACUUAUGAGAAAUCUACUUGCAUGCUGUCCCUGCUGAAAAAUCCAGCUUAAACCAGCCUAGGCUGGUUGGCUGGUUUUAGCUGGUUGACCAGCCUGGUUUUAGAGGGGUUUUGGCCAUUUCCAGGCUGGUUUCCAGCCAUUCCCAGCCUGGUCUUAGCUGGUCAGGCUGGAAAAUGACAAGCUAAAUACAGCUAAAACCAGCUUGACCAGCCUGGUUUAAGCUGGACAUAGCUGGUUUUGGCUGGGCUUCCAGCCUGGCAAGGUGGUCAAGCUGGUUUUAGCUGGUCAUUUUCCAGGCUGACCAGCUAAGACCAGGCUGGAAAUGGCUGGAAACCAGCCUGAAAGUGGCCAAAACCCCUCUAAAACCAGGCUGGUCAACCAGCUAAAACCAGCCAACCAGCCUAGGCUGGUUUAAGCUGUUUUUUAUAGUAGGGGUCGAAGAGGGAAUCGGAAUAUAUUUACAUGAUAAUGGAUGCUGAAUGCUGCAUAAAUCCGUAUAAUGUAUAAAAACUUGGCUUUUGGGUUUCUCUCGGGAUGUAUUUCAAUUUCCACGCAGAACGAAGAGUUCUAAACGCAGCAUCUUUACAAUGACGAGCCAAGAAGAUUGAUCCAUGACUCAAUAGAAACUGUGAAAACUCCUAUAAAUGCCUUUCGUAUGUGCCGUGAACGAGUCUGCAUUCACUUACAGACACAAACAAAGCGAAUGUGUUUUAGAUUGAGAUAAAUGUGACCAUGCUCUGUUAUACUGAUCGCUUCAACGUGCACCGCAACACUUCCAUGCUGUGCCUUCUGAUCAUGUAUAUUAUAUAUUCAAAAUCAUCUUUGUACAUUAAAGUCAAUAAAAAUAGCUAUGAAUAAA